AAUGCAUUUUAAAGAUUUUAGAAAAUAAAAUAUAUGGCAGUCUAUGUCAGUAUAUUUCCUUUCAUCAGGUUUUUGGGUCCUGUUGCUGAUGAAUCUGAGUUUACAUGAACUAGGAGACACACGAGUGAAUCAGAUCACUGCUUUACUGCAGGAUAAACACUGUAAACUCAACACACUGAUGCUGUGUGAUUGUGGUUUAACAGAGGAAAGCUGUUCAGCUCUUGCUACAGUGCUGAGAUCAAACUCAACUCUGAAAGAACUUGAUUUAAGCAACAAUAAUCUGCAAGAUUCAGGAGUGAAGAAACUCCAAAAUGGAUUAGAAGAUACAAACUGCACACUGGAGAACCUCAGACUUUCAAACUGUGGUAUUUCUGAAGAAGGUUAUAAAGCUCUGGCUUCUGCUUUGAGAUCAAACCCGUCACACUUGACAAAGCUGGAUCUCACAGGAAAUGAUCCUGGACAAUCAGGAGUGAAGGAGCUCAGUGAUUUACUACAGGAUCCAAAGUGUCAACUGAAGACACUGAGAUUUUUGAGUCUUGCUGCAGAUGAAGCCUGCCAGUUUUUGACUGCAGUUAUGUGUAAAAACCCGUUACUCCUGAGAGAGCUUAAUCUGAGUGAACGUGAACUAGGAGACACAAGAGUGAUUCAGAUUGCUGCUCUUCUCCAGGAUAAACACUGUAAACUCAGCACACUUAUUUUGUGUAGAUGCAGUAUUACAGAGAAACAAUGUAUCAUUCUGACUUCAGCUCUGAAAUUAAAUCCAUCUCUCUUGAGAGAGCUGGAACUCAGUAAGAAUGAGCUAAAAAACAUAGGAGUGAAUCACUUAUGUGACGUACUGAAGGACUCACACUGUAAACUGGAGACAUUGAGGUGAGGAACAUUCACAUGCGAGAAUCAUCGGGUGCAAAAUUUACACAAUCAAACUGCUGUUCGGACCCAAAUGAAAUAAUAUGAAGGCAGUCUAGUGUGGGCAUGGAGAGCAAUCAAACUUGGGUUUGGACCAGGCAAGCAAACCAAGAGUGAAAGCAUCCUUAAUGUCACUUGAACACUCUAAAGUAAAAAGUUUUUUACACUUGCAAAAAUGUAGCUGAUUGAUGAUUUAAGAUUUAUAUUCAUAAUUUACAUACAAGAUUAAAACUAUUUACAUGCUGUUUUCUAAUAUCUUUAUUGCAUUAUAGUAGUAUAUGUUUAACGCUCUGGAGUCGAUUCACACAUAUACGGGUGAUGAGGCAUUUUCUCCUGAUAACCCCCGAAAAUAACUUAAAUUACACUUUAACUUUUAAUCGUACAGA
Molecule: messenger RNA, 1292 nt
Organism: Carassius auratus (goldfish)
Lineage: Eukaryota; Metazoa; Chordata; Actinopteri; Cypriniformes; Cyprinidae
Product: ribonuclease inhibitor-like
Exons: 5
Coding region: 44-874 (276 amino acids)
Molecular function (GO): protein binding
Source: RefSeq, a predicted model, not a curated record